This is a messenger RNA of Naegleria lovaniensis, 417 nucleotides long. RefSeq lists its product as uncharacterized. The coding region runs from base 1 to 417 and encodes 138 amino acids. NCBI's taxonomy places the organism in Eukaryota, Heterolobosea, Eutetramitea, Acrasida, Naegleriidae. The transcript has a single exon. The record is from RefSeq and is a predicted model, not a curated record.
AUGUCUACAGAUGGAGAUGCUGGUGUUGUUGUUUUUUUCUCCAAUCAUAAUUUACCAUCACUGUCACCCAUUGUGAACUUACAAAAGAAAUUUUAUUCUGUUCCUGUUAAUUCUGUCAAAGGAGAAAUUGUGAUUACAGUCGCAAAUGGAAAUAAGAAGAGUGCUUGUCAAGUAGUGAUAGUUGAUUACACACAGGAUGUCAAAGAUUUUUGGAGGCAAUUAGAUUUUUCAAACUUUCCAGAGUCAUUUUAUAAGGCUAUUGGGAUUGAUUUAUCUUCUUCUCCAGGAGUUAAACAGAUGAUUAGUUAUGUUUUAGCUGGAUUUACUUGUUUGACAUUAUUUUUAACAAUUAUUAUUGUUGUUGGUUUAGUAUGGUUGUGCUAUUCAUCUUCCAAAGGCAAGACAAAAAAAGAUUAA